This is a messenger RNA of Lotus japonicus, 1779 nucleotides long. RefSeq lists its product as uncharacterized. NCBI's taxonomy places the organism in Eukaryota, Viridiplantae, Streptophyta, Magnoliopsida, Fabales, Fabaceae. The transcript has 5 exons. The record is from RefSeq and is a predicted model, not a curated record. Gene Ontology annotation, molecular function: zinc ion binding. The coding region runs from base 595 to 1779 and encodes 394 amino acids.
CCACGCAUCGUCAAUGUGCAUGGCACAUUCACCAGAAUGCUUUGAAAAAUAUUAGAAAUCUUGAUUUUGCAGAUGAAUUCAAGUUAUUUGUGUACGCUAACUUAAACCCUGACAAGUUUGGAGAGAAGUGGGAUAAACUGGUUGAGAAAUAUGGUAUAGCCAACAAUCCAUGGAUUGAUACGAUGUAUGAGACAAGAGCUUCUUGGGCAAGCACCUUCAUGCAAGACAAAUUUUUUGCCGGUAUUAGGACGACAUCCUUAUGUGAAGGUAUUAACUCAUUCAUAAAGAAUUAUCUGCAUUGUAAGUGUUCCUUGUUGGAUUUUCUUUUCAAUUUUGAGCGGGCUAUGAAGAAAUACAGGCACAAUGAGUUGGAAUCUGAUUUUAAGUCUUCUUAUGGUGAGCCUGUUAUGACAACAGCACUUAGUGGCAUUGAGUAUGGAGCUGCCAAAAUAUUAACAAGGAGCAUGUUUUGGGAAGUCAAGGGUCAAAUUGAGGAUGCCCUGGGGCUAAAUGUGGAGCGUUCUGAGGUGGCCAAUAUUGUGAUGAUGAAAAUGAGAAAAAUUAGCAAUCGCAGAAAAGAAUAUAUUGUUGUUUAUGAUAAGAACCAGAAAAAAGUUUGUAUGUGAAUGUGGUUAUUUUGAAUUUUAUGGCAUCCCUUGUUCUCAUAUAAUAGCUGGGAUGAGAAGUGAGUAUAUUGAUGAAUUUCCAAGCAAUCUAGUUUCUAAGAGGUGGUUGAAAACAGCCAAGUCUGCUCAUGUGUAUUCAAUUUCAGAGCCUAGUAUUCAUUCACAGAAUAUGAAAUUGUUGCGAAAAGGAGCUAUGUCUGCCGCAUGCAACUAUCUCGCAGAAAUAGCAUGCGAAAAGGAUGAUGAUUUUUCAAGUGUAAUGGAAGACAUUUAUAAGCUGUUGAGGGAUGUUCAGAAGAGUCGCAAACCGGGUUGUACAACAAAGAGUGCAGCCUUUAAUGUGGGUGAUCCAACUGUUGUACAGGGUAGAGGUGCCCCCAAGAAGACCAGAACUGUCACCAAGAGAAGGCAUUGCUCAAAUUGCAGGGGUAUUGGACACACGAUUCGUACGUGCCCGGUUUUGCUUUAUCCUGAUCAAGUCAAUAACAGUGAAACAGGUGAAUCUGCAAGUGAAGGAAUUGAGGACAGCACAGACGACGAGACAAACGUUGGCAGCGUAGAUCGGCAGAAUAAGGGGGCUUCGGUGGCAAGUAAACUUAAAUCGCAGCAACGGAAGAAGGGAAAUGACUCCUCAUCCACCCAAAACAAGCGUUCAAAUCAGAACACGGUGUCGACAAAACAAAAUAAGCGUAAAUCUAAGCAGCGAGAAGUCCCAGUCAUGAUUCAUUCAAGCCAAGUAUCUGUGAAUGAAGUGACUCAGAGUUCACCGAAUAAUGUAGGUCGCGGUGAUGUGGAUAACAACAGAGUUACUUUGUUGCCCCAGCAUCCACAGGAAAUACCUUUGACCCAAGAAUCUGUGAAUCAGGUACAUGUUUAUAACAUGGAGCCUAUUGUACAACAAGUCCACUAUCCUGUUGUUCGUGCUUCAGCUGGACUUCCAUUUUUGCAACCUACUUAUGCCGUGAAUAUGACUAAUGGAGUUCAGGUGUUUCCACAGUUUAUACAGCACCAAAACGUCCAGGUUCCUUACCAAGGAGUUCAGAUGCAAACUCUAUUUCAAGCUGGACCUUCUGGCUUACUCCCGACAUUUUCAUCGACGUUGGCGGCAGUCGAUAGGAGACACAAUAGAAAUUCAAGUUUAGGAAAUAAUUGA